Aspergillus alliaceus is the source of this 4185-nucleotide messenger RNA. Its product is annotated as nucleoporin Nup120/160. The record is from RefSeq and is a predicted model, not a curated record. Gene Ontology annotation, molecular function: structural constituent of nuclear pore. Gene Ontology annotation, cellular component: nuclear pore. NCBI's taxonomy places the organism in Eukaryota, Fungi, Ascomycota, Eurotiomycetes, Eurotiales, Aspergillaceae. The transcript is spliced from 3 exons. Bases 85 to 4026 code for a protein of 1313 amino acids.
GUUCCACCCACUGCGACGGUCGGCCAUGGAGACUUAAUUGAACGAGUUCUAAGAUUGUGGAAGGUGGUACCUUACUCAUCCGACAUGGCGAAAAUUUACAAAGAUACCAAGGUCGACCUCGGGCCGUAUUCAUCGAACGCCGUCGUCAACAUCCAGAUUCCAACACAUACGGGACAAACCCGAGCGCGGUUCUCUAUAUUAUCCUCUGUAGGCGAAGACGAACCGCCGGUUGCGAAAGAUGAGGAGGAAUUUUCGAAACGGUAUCUCUCGAGCCAUGGGUCGAUUUACUUCCGCAAACGCCGUGUCUAUCCCCGAACGUUCCUCUGGAGGGUUGUUAAUGAUAACAAGGUUCUGGAGAUUCAAUGUGUCGACUUGACAAAGGGCGGCAUCGAGCAUUUUGUAUACAACAAUACUUUGCGUCUGGAUUUCCAGGAGGAGAUCCUUCCUUCAUGCGUUGAUUUCGCAGAUCUGGAGGAUCACGAUGUACUGAGCGUCUUCGUGAUUACGGCAUCCAAGCAGCUUUACACCCUGAGUCUUCGCCCAGAAUUCUUGCGCAGGACAAGUGCGAUCGACAACAAUGUAGCAGAUUGGUGCAAGAGCUGUGUUCCGGCGCCCUUGUCGUUCUCCUAUCCUCAUCGAUUGCACGCGAGUAGUCCGCUCGAGCUGUUCAUCUCCCUCGACAACGGGGCGCUUUUGCGUUUAACUAGGAGAUCUAAUGAUGAUGGCUCAAAUUGGACUCCGCUUACCUUCGACGAGAGAACUUGGGGUUCGUCUAUCCGCGGCUUGGUUAGAUGGCACGCGCAGCCUUCGAUUAAAUACAAGGGACGCAAUCUCGACCCGAACUUGGCAAAUGCCAUCGCUACUACGUCCGAUCAGACUUACGUUUUCGCCGUCUGUCUGAACCACACCUUAAAGAUCUGGAACCUAGCUACGAAUAAAUUGGCUGCCACGAAGGACUUGUUAGGCCGCGAAGUGCAAGAGCCAGAGUCAUCGUUGUCAUACUCGUUGAAUCCAGCGGAAUCAUCUUUCAUCCGUGUAUUCAAUGUUGAGAGAGCGCUGGACGGGGCAUAUCGUUAUUACGUUGUUACAUAUUCACCUUUUGAGGACGGGCGUUUCAAGUUCUGGGCUGUAAAGGGAGGGUUAACGUCGCCGCUUGUCAUCGAGGAUCUCUUUCCUGAUGCUCCAUUGCGGCCUCUAGACCCUGACUCGACAGGGAAUAUGUUCUGGAGUAUCAUUGAUUUCCAGCUUAAGCCGGCCGAAGAAGGGAAAGGCAUGGAGCUGUGGAUCCUUUGGAGAAACAGCAGUGUCUAUCAGCUUUACACUCUACAUUUCAAUUUCGAAACCCUGGUGAGAGACUGGGAUGCCAAUUGGGUGUCAACAGCAAUAGACACGCGCGCCCAGGAACCUCUGCCCCCUAUGUCAGUCUCUGACGUGGUUGAUCCAACAGAGAAAUGGCUGAAGUUCCUUUUAAAACCAAACAAAUUCUCUCCAGAGGUGCUUGAGACUGCUCUGGCGAUCUACCAGGAGGCUCUCCGGCCGCUGUCUUCUUCCAGUGUCUUGAAUAAAAGUGCUUCGCUUACCGAGCGGCUCUGUUCCACCAUCGCUGCCACUGUGUCGCUUCGAAAGUUUGCCGAAGAUGAGAUGGAUUUUUCCAGGUACCGCAUGGACACGGACUCGAAGUGGCGUCAGUUUUGGCAAAUUGCGGAAGAUAUUAACAAGAGACGAUUCGAGCCUGUUUCUCUUGUCUAUGACUCCUACCAUGAGACUCCAUGGCUUCUUCUUUCGGAUAGCUGCGCAGUGAUUAGGGAGUGUAGCUCAACCGAGCUACUUUUGCACAAUUCGGGCACCACCCUACGCGCGGAAGGACACAAAAUCGCAGAUCGCUGGAGGCAUAGGAACCUAGACGAGGAGGUUGGCAGCUUUUUUGAGCAGGCUUCUCAUCUGAUGAAAGUUGCCUCCGGCUUUAGAAGAAGAUUUCCAGCUGAACUUGAGGCGGAUUGCCAAAGAGCUCUUGAAGCAGAGCUGUUUACUGAACCAUCCUCGUCUGUGCAGGACAGAAUGGACGCUUUUCGUGAUCGUUGCAACUUUGGCGAACAGAUCUCCAACAAGACUUACGAUGGUUUGCUUACGGCUAUGGAUGGACACCUAGAUAUUUAUAAUCUGCCGAACCACGUUUUCUACUCUAUCCUGGACACAGUCCCCCUUGGGUUCCCCGGAAAGGAUUCAGACCUUUUAGCUACCCAUUUCGGAGUGAAGGUUACUGUAAAUGGCGUCCAGGAGGCGAUAUUGUACACACGCCAGCUUCUCAUUGAUCUCUUAGUUCUCAUAGUGUUCGUGGAUGGCGAAAUUCAACAAGAGCGCACGUCGGAGUUUGAUGCCGUGGACUUGUUUGGCUCGUUGAUAACCUUGCUAAGGGAAUAUGAAAUGAUGGCCUGGCUCAGCUCAAACACCCGGAAAUGUCCUGAAAGGCCCACAAGCGUUCCUGAUGAUCAGUCAAGUUCACAACUGUCCCUGAAGGACUCGCCUUCGAGAGAUACAGGCACUAGGAUGGCAACCAUCUUAGAGGACCUGUUUGCUACUGAUAUCAAGCCCCGUCAGACUAUCGGUCUGCCUCAAAGCUAUACUUUAACCCUGGGGAUCCACGACGUUCUGUCCUGGGUUACUCGCCAAGGCGAGGUAGCUUUCCCAAACGCUUUAGUUUAUAUCCAAUGCGAUCUCAUCGCGAAGAACAACAUUGAUCUUGCUUGGGACUUCCUUCGUUUCCAGCCAAGUACGUCUUGGGCGACAUAUGUUAAAGGCCGCCUGUAUGUGGCUAUGUCCGAGUUUGACACUGCAGCCCUGUAUUUCCGUAAGGCUGCAUAUCUUCUGUCAUGUGGCAAACCUCUCGGUAACUUGCAUGAGAUGUCAUCGACGCUGUUAGAUAUUGUAUCGGUGGACUCGUUCCACAAUGGUCUUCCUAAGUACUUCCAACAUAUCUUGUCUAUCUUCGAGAAAGCGCGCUCGUUUUCUCACGUUGCCGACUUCGCCCGCCUUGCGUUGCAGGCACUUGCAAGUGAAAACAAAAACGAGCAGGAUCCAGAAUACAACAUCUUGCGAACCGACCUUCUUUCGCGCUUGUUCUAUGCCUCCCUGCAGAAUUGCCAAUUUGACCAAGCAUAUUCUGCUCUGUCUCGAUACAAGGACCUCGCCCUGCAGAAGUCCGCUCUCAGCUCCCUGAUUACGAGUAUAUUGGCUGCAUCUGGACCAGGCACUGCUGGGCUUCAACAAAUUCUCCACUUUCCGACAUCACUUGUUCCAAAUAUCGCUUCAUACGUAGACGAGACCCUUGUUUCACUUGCUCGGAAACAGACAACUUUCAGCUCUCUCUUGGACACUGGGAGAAAGUGGACCGACAGCACACCAGAUUAUCAGAGAAUCUUGCAGGCAUACCGGAUCUCACGGGGCGACUACCGUGGUGCCGCCGAGAUCGCGUACCGGAAUGUGCAGCGCCUCCGCAAUGCCCGAGAUGCCCCUUCCACCUAUCUGGUGCUGAGCAAGAACCGAGACGCCGACGCCACACAGCAUACGGAGGACGACCCAGAAAGCCAGGAGAUUAGGCAUGAGCUUUUAUCUCUGAUCAACCUACUUGGCUGUGUCGAUAAGAGUGAAUCUUAUAUCUUAGUCGAGAAGGAAGAUCCCAGUGUACCCGCCACAAUCGUAGACCGACGUCGCAGUGUGCAGGCAGACGAUGAUGGGAACGUUUUCAUGGACGACGCCGAUGUCAGCUCGCCCAGCCCCUAUGGCUCAAAACGCAGACUCAGUUCCAGCGCAACCGCAAUAACCCCAUCAGCCCGCAGAGAUAGCAGGUCUUCAGUCUCUACCGCUGGCAGUCAUGCUCCCCGACGACGUGUCAUAGUGACUCUCGAUCAUCUACGUCGUGAGUAUCAGUCUGAGCUGGAUCGGAUCAGCAGAAUCGAAAGGGGCGAUUGGGAGUUCGGAGUUUUUGACGCCAAUGUGGCAGAUAAUGAUGAUACGAUGCGACUCUAAGCCGAGCCUUGGAUGAGUGUCCAUGAUUUCUGAUAUUUUUCCCCCUCACAUAUUGUUCUCUCUUUUUUUUUUUAUCGAUCUCAGACUCUGGACUGCGUUUGUAUUCUAGGCUAGGCUUAUUUAUCUACAUCAUCUGGUGGUAAAAGAAAGGAAAUGGAG